Protopterus annectens (West African lungfish) is the source of this 5184-nucleotide messenger RNA. It is a transcript of the gene ENC1, whose product is annotated as ectodermal-neural cortex 1. Gene Ontology annotation, molecular function: protein binding. NCBI's taxonomy places the organism in Eukaryota, Metazoa, Chordata, Ceratodontiformes, Protopteridae. The record is from RefSeq and is a predicted model, not a curated record. The transcript is spliced from 3 exons. Bases 424 to 2193 code for a protein of 589 amino acids.
CGGAGUGCAGAACUGGCUGCCAGAGCUAACCCGCUGUGGACGAGUAAGCAGAGGAGGGCGGGUAUAUGCUCAUUAUCCGGAAGCACAGUACUAGCACUGUUUCAGAAAGACCGUGAGACAGGCAGAGGCUGUUCACUUAAGCGCACUGAGCAAGACUACGCAGGUGGCCAGUGCCACAUUUCGCCGCGUAGUAGUUGACAGUCGCUUUUUUCGGAAUUGUCGUUACCGAUCCGACUACAGUAGUCAAAUUCUAGUUACCUUUGAACUUGGUUGGUGCUGCAGGCACGUGUCAAAUAGGUUGCUUGAUCAUCGAACUCCAGGGAAGCUGCUGGCUGGAACAUGCUCCUUUUGUCACCGUUUGUUGCUUUUGCCUGCUGAAAGAGUGACCUGUUUUGAUUGCUACACAUCUGGAUUUGGUCAAAAAUGUCAGUCAGUAUGCACGAGAAUCGCAAGUCAAGAUCUAGCACAGGAUCCAUGAAUAUUUACUUAUUUCAUAAGUCUUCUUAUGCUGAUAGUGUCCUUACUCACCUGAAUCUCCUGCGUCAGCAGCGGCUCUUUACGGAUGUCCUCCUUCAUGCUGGAAAUCGAUCAUUUCCUUGCCACAGAGCUGUUUUAGCAGCUUGCAGCCGCUACUUUGAAGCCAUGUUCAGUGGGGGGCUCAGAGAAAGUCAGGCCAGUGAAGUGAACUUUCAUGAUUCUAUCCACCCUGAGGUCCUUGAACUUCUCCUAGACUAUGCUUACUCUUCAAGGGUAAUGAUCAAUGAAGAAAAUGCAGAAUCGUUGCUGGAAGCCGGAGACAUGCUGGAGUUCCAAGACAUCCGAGAUGCCUGUGCAGAAUUCCUAGAGAAGAACCUCCAUCACACCAAUUGUCUUGGAAUGUUGUUGCUCUCUGAUGCCCACCAGUGCACCAAACUGUAUGAAUUGUCUUGGAGGAUGUGCCUGAGCAACUUCCCCACUAUCUGUAAAAGUGAUGACUUCCUUCAGCUUCCAAAGGAUAUGCUGGUGCAGCUUCUCUCCAGUGAAGAGUUGGAGACUGAAGAUGAGAGACUGGUAUACGAGUCUGCCAUGAACUGGGUGACCUGUGAUCUGGAGAGACGUCACUGUUUCCUUCCAGAACUGUUACAGACUGUGCGGCUGGCUCUUCUUCCAGCCAUCUAUUUGAUGGAGAAUGUAGCCAUGGAAGAACUAAUUUUCAAGCAGAAGAAAAGCAAGGAGAUUGUUGAAGAAGCCAUUCGAUGUAAAUUAAAAAUCUUACAGAAUGAUGGGGUUGUCACAAGCCUGUGUGCCAGACCUCGCAAAACGGGCCAUGCCCUGUUCCUUCUUGGAGGACAGACAUUCAUGUGUGACAAGCUCUACCUUGUAGACCAAAAAGCCAAAGAAAUAAUUCCCAAAGCUGACAUCCCAAGUCCGCGGAAGGAGUUCAGUGCUUGUGCUAUUGGAUGCAAAGUGUACAUCACUGGAGGACGGGGAUCAGAAAAUGGUGUUUCUAAAGAUGUUUGGGUGUAUGAUACGCUUCAUGAAGAGUGGUCAAAGGCUGCCCCCAUGCUUGUUGCCAGAUUUGGUCAUGGUUCUGCAGAGUUGAAGCAUUGUUUGUAUGUAGUUGGGGGGCAUACAGCUGCAACAGGCUGUCUCCCUGCAUCACCUUCUGUAUCUCUAAAACAGGUUGAACAAUAUGAUCCCGUGACCAAUAAGUGGACUAUGGUAGCCCCACUUCGAGAAGGUGUGAGCAAUGCAGCAGUGGUGAGUGCAAAACUCAGACUGUUUGCCUUUGGAGGCACAAAUGUAAGUCAUGAUAAACUGCCAAAGGUCCAGUGUUACAAUCCUUGUGAAAACCGAUGGACUGUGCCAGCUACUUGCCCACAGCCGUGGCGCUACACUGCUGCAGCAGUACUUGGUAAUCAGAUUUUCAUCAUGGGUGGAGAUACUGAAUUCUCUGCUUGCUCAGCUUACAAAUUUAAUAGUGAAACCUACCAGUGGACUAAGGUAGGGGAUGUCACAGCUAAGCGAAUGAGCUGCCAUGCUGUUGCAUCUGGAAAUAAACUGUAUGUGGUUGGGGGCUAUUUUGGCACACAGCGAUGUAAAACCUUGGACUGCUAUGACCCUACAUUGGACACGUGGAAUGGUAUCACUACUGUGCCAUACUCUCUCAUUCCUACUGCAUUUGUUAGUACCUGGAAGCAUCUUCCAUCAUAGGAAAGAAAGAAGGUGCAAAUACAUCUUGUUACUGUGAAGCAGCCUGCCUGACAUUUCAUCUGUGAAGUGACUCCAAUUUGGACUGUGCAAUGAAGAAAAAAUGUUUGCUUGAAACCAUCAAGCACCUUUUCAAAUACUCGGCUUAUGAAGGGAAAAAUGUAGCUGUUACAUGCUUUAAGCAUCUUUGAUCUGAGUCCAUAAGCCUAUGACUCGCGGGUGCUGGCAUAAAUCAAGAGUUAAUGACUGUGCAAGUUAUUUUUGUGCAAGAAGCCCUGCCAACAGACCUCACAGAACAACUCCUCAAGCUGCAUUUAAAACUGGACCAUACAUGUGCGUGACAGCUUUUCUGCUUAUGUUGAGCUGUUGAAGCAAGGGCGCCAGCUGUCAUGAAGGAUGUGUACCACUUAUAAACCCACUUCUUGGUUUUUUGAAGUGAAAGUACUGGUUGUGCCUCUGGAUGUGAGGGGCCCUGAUGACUGGAUCUUUCAGAGAUGUUUGGCCCAUGUUGCUGCCAUCAUCUGUGCUGCCUAUGGUGUAUAUCUAAAGACCAUGACUACAGCAGAGAGCAAAACCUGAAAAAUCCUUUCUAUUUAUUCCUUCAGCCACGGGACUUUUCUAUUUAUACAAGGCUGAACUAAUUCUAUGCUGUUUGUGCUGUACUUCUGUUGUAGACUAGCUAUUUAUUGUUGAAUGCUUUUAUAAUUCUGUACUUCAGUACAUCAUUUUUUCACCUGUAGUGGAUUGACAUGAAUGAGUAGUUUAUUGCAUUUUGCACAUACUGUCAUGUUGUUCCCCACCCCCACACGUGAGACAGACUGUUUCAGGGACAAAUGUGUGAGAUCAGAAAGCCUUUAAUUCAGCUUAGAAGUAGAAUCUAAGGAAAGGUUAGUUUCAGGCCAAUAAUUUGUACACUUGCAUGUAUAAUUUCACUUCUGUCCAGAUUUGUAAUGUUGAAAUUGUUCCACUUGAGCAUUUCCUGUGCUUAGCUAUAGGUUUUGCUGUCUGUAUUAAAAGUCUUUUGCGUUGCUCAGUGGAAGAAAGUGAUAUGCACACUAAUAGAGAUGAAUGUGGAUCAGUCUCUGAGAUGAAGUACCCCCCCCAUGUCUUUUUUUUGUACAGAUGACUUUUUGCUCUUCUGAGUCAUUCUGUAGAUUGUGUUCUUUCACAUUGGUCUGAGUUUUUCUGCUGCAUCGCAGUUUGCUUGGAAUGAUUUGUAUAGUAUUCUUUGCCUAAGAGUUGCAUGUCGUUAAAUUGAACCCACACCUUUCUUUUUUAUACGUGGUAAAAGUGAAUCUUCUUUUAAUCUCCAUGCUUUUGUAGGAGAGGUGAAGUAUGACCAGUUACCAAGAAAUAUGUCUGAAUUUCGCAGCAUACUUUGUGUGUGUGUGUGUGUGUGUGUGUGUGUGUGUGUGUGUGUGUGUGUGUGUGUGUGUGUGUGUGUGUGUGUGGUCUGUUUUAUUAAUUCACUCACUGUACUAGGGUGUACUAGGGUCCAUAUAAUGUUCAUAAGCAUAUAUAUGAAUGUAAUGAACAACGAGCCAACUUAAACAUUUUUAAUUUAUUUAUUUGGAACAAGCCACUCUGGUUUUCUGUGUUAAUCUUGUUUCCACUUGUCUACAGCUGGUGGAAGUAGCUCUCAUGGACUUGGAACAGGGAUCCUUGAUAGAAUGCAGACCACUAAAACAGGCAAGAGCUAAUGAUUGUAAUGAUGAACAUGAGUGGUGAGAAUACUCCUGAUGACUUGUACAUAAAGUGGUGGAAGACCCCCAUUUCAGCAGUUCCCUGCUGUAAUUUGUUCAAUUUCGAUAUAGUCCACUGAUGUGAUAACCAAACACAUGAUUGAAGCAAGACUUUCAGAAAGUCUGAAACCUGUACUUAGCAAGUGUACUAAAGGAGUCUCAAAUUCCAUGUUUCAAGUCCUGUGGAAACCUCUCUAGUCGUCAGUGCCACUUUUUUUUUGGGGGGGGGGGGUCUGCUUGCAGUAUUUCGGCUUUCUAGAUGGCAUUACUGUGCAAGUGCUGUCUUGACUUCAGCACAGUGUUUGUGUCCGUGAGAUGCUUAUGGUAAAGUAGCUGUUAAAGUUAUAGUUCUGCUUACAGCCAAGACUAAUAAAAGGUAUUUCAGCUGUAUAUUACCAACAUACACAGACACUAAUUACAUUCAUUGAGGCUUUGAUGCUGAGAGAUGUGGGUAGGUGGUGGAUAACUUUUCUAGUAGGCAUAUUUCAUACUUGUAGAAUUGCCGUUAGAUAUUUGAAGGAAAUUUUACUACUAAGAUCAUUGUACUGAAAAAAAAGUCACUCUAAUAUCUGACACUGGUUUUCCACAGCUGUAUUUAAAGUGCGUAAGAGAGUAAAGGUAUUUUGGGACCAUUUUAUAUUAGACCAAAUUAUAUGCUUAAUUUAGGUAGAAAUAAACUAGGGUGGUGGGUCUCUGGCUCAGCAGCAUUCUGAACUCCCCUUUACAAAUGAUGUAGUAAUUGAGGCUUUUUCCUCGACUAUUUAUGAUCUGCAAAACCAUCAAUGGUUAAAUAUGAGUGCAGUUUAUGGCACACUGCACUCAAAUCUUGGCAGAGUAGGAGUGGGUUCUUUCUAUUUUGUGAUCUGGUUGCUUUGGAAACAAAGCACAAUAGGAGGCAGCCUUCUGUUUCCAUUGCAAUUGCGUUCACUCGGGCCUGACACCUGUCUGAAAAAGACUGAUUAGUACUGAAUAAUGUCUGUACUUAUUCUAAAUGUGGUUUGGAUUCAAAACAGAUCUGUACAGGAAUGACAUGUCAGUAUGUGCUGAGAGUGCAUUUUGGUACUGCUUUUCAUGUUUUGCAAAACUGCAAUUUUUCACAAUGUGAAAUUGAAGGUCAGUAAACCUGAAUCUAAAAGAGGUCUUCUGUUUUGGGAGCAGUCCCUUUAUCUGGAUGAAUUUUGUUGUCUUUUUGUAUGCACUUUUUCAUUAUGGUGGUUACCGUUUUAAAUAAAAAAAAAAAAAAGAAAACCUG